GCUGGUGGGUAUUGGCUGCGCCGCCCCGUUCGCACCCGCCGCAGCCAGGGGGAGGCGCAGACCCGCCCGCGCUGUUUACCCGGGCCCGGCCGAAGGGAGCGCGAGUGCGCCAUGGCUGUUGCGGCUGUUGCGAGCCUUUCCGGGCAGCAUCCGCAGUGAAGACCCGCCGCCGCCCCGACCGGCCUGGCUUUGCCUCCCCCCGCCUCGCCUCGCUCGCGGUGCCUCGCCUCUCUCUUUCCCCCGGCUCGGCUGCGCGGCGCUGCCCUGCGCCUGGAGAAGAUGGCGGAUCGGGCGGAAAUGUUUUCGCUCUCCACCUUCCACUCGCUCUCGCCGCCCAGCUGCAGACCCUCCCAGGACAUCAGCCUGGAGGAAUUUGACGAUGAGGACUUGUCCGAGAUCACGGACGACUGCGGCAUCGGCCUGAACUACGACUCGGACCCCAAUGAAAAGGACUGCCUGGUGCUGGGGAGGGGCGAGCAGCCCCACCCAACCUGCACCUUCCAGGAGGAUUUCCAGGAGUUUGAGAUGAUUGACGACAAUGAGGAGGAGGAGGAAGAGGAGGGGCCGGAGGAGGCACCCCCCUCCCCUUCGGGAUCCCUGAUACCUUCACCCACCCUCGAGGACACCCAGAAGCUUCGUCCCACCACCCUCAACCUGACCGUCACAAGCACCCAGGACUCCCUGAACAACAACAGUGGCUGCAACGUGGCUCCCCCCCUGCAGCGGGCCACUUGGCAAGAGGCUCUGCUGCACUCCUCCUCCUCCUGCUCCUCCUCCUCUUCCUCAGCCUCCCAUGCAGAGCGAUCGUCUCCCCUGCACCCCUGUCUCCAGGAUGCACCCUGCAGGGACACCCAGAGCAGCAAAGGGCCGAGUCUGCCCCAGGCCCCUUGCAAGCCCCCACUUUUUGAUGCAGAAGGCAACAGCCAGGGGCUGCAGAGAGGCCUCCCUGGGCUGCCUGCCGGAGAGGAUUAUAACAUGAACGUUGUCUCCUGUGGCUCUGGCCCACGACCUCCUUCCCCAUUGCCCGGCGUAGUGCCCGUGAAGCAGCCUGUUGACGCUCGGAGCAGCUCAGUGUCCCAGCCCCACAGUACCAGCCCUCACAGGUCACCUGCCGCGGAGAGCUACUGUGCCCGAUUUCAGAGAGAUGCGGCGAUGUGCCAGGAGAGAGCAGAGGGAGCUGGCCUGGCUGGGGACCCAGCAGGGCACAGAUCCCCAGGCUCCCCCCUGGGUGGGGUCUGUGCCCCACUCUCUCAGGACAAGCCUGCCAAGCGCUCCGGGGAUGGUGUACCCAGGGAGCGGUGUUCCUCAGGGUCCCAUGCGUGCCCAGCACAAGCAGCAGCAGCCCCACUGAGCUCCGAAGGAGAGGGCCCCCAAGGGCACCAUUUGCGAGGGCUGCCGUCUGCCUCAUCUGAUACCACGUCUCCCUCGUCAGACCCUGGCAUAGAGGCAGAUCUCACCAGCCGGACCUCCAAGGCCUUUCCCCCGUGCAUCCAGCACAGCGAGGACCUCAGCUCCCCUGGCUCUGACUCUGAUGUGGAAGGGGAAAUUGAGGCAGCGUUUGCUUGCGGUGGGAGCCGCCUGGCUAGCAAUAUGAUCUCCAGCAUCUCAGAGACGGAGCUGGACCUGAGCAGCGAGAGCAGCAGCGGCCGGUCCUCCCACCUCACGAAUUCCAUUGAGGAAGCCAGCUCCCCAGGGUCCGAGGCCGACCUGGAGGCCGACCUGGAUGUCCCUGGUGUGAUGGGCCUGAAGGAUGCCCUCCUGCUGGAUGCAAAGAAGGAAGAGGAGGGCACACAGCUGCUGCCUGCGGUGGAGAGCCUGGCCCCACUCAAGAUAGAAGAGUUCUAUGAAGACCCCUCGGCUCCCAUCGACCAGACAGACAUGCCACCUUCAGAUCACCUGGAGCUCGAGAUCAAUCCUGACCACAGUCUGGAAAGCCUGCGGCGCUCCUUCUACUUGCCGGUGGGACGUAAGCUGAUGCCCGAAGGGGAGGAUGAGGAAGAUGAGGGGAACAGCGAGUAUGACUCUGAGUCAGACUCCGAGUCGGAGCCAGAUCUGAGUGAGGAUUCGGAUUCCCCUUGGCUCCUCAGCAACCUGGUGAACAAAAUGAUCUCUGAGGGCUCCUAUCCCAUCAAAUGUGCAGACGAAUGCUUCCCGGCAACUCAUUCCCUCUCCGAUACAAUUUCCCCGGCCUCCGACCUGGAGCCGGAGAUGCCCAGUGAGGCCCUGAAUGACGCCCAGCCGUGCUCGCGGCAAAGUAUUGAGCUGGUGGACAUGGAGACGCUUCGCUGCUCACUGCAGGGGGCUGAGGAGGAGAAGCCCCUGGAGGCCCAGCCCGCGGUCGAGAAGGCGCCUCAGGCAGGGGACACGGGGCCCUUCCUCUUCAUGAGCAACUCCACCAAGGACGUUAUCACGCCCAUCUUCCCGGGGCGGCCCUACUCCGGCUGCUGCAUCAAUGCUGCUGCCCCCAAAGCCCCCCCACCCAGGGAACCUCCCAGCAAGGCUGACCCAGCUACGGAGGAGGACUGUGCGAUCGAUGGCGACCUGGACUCGGGCAUCUUGGAGGACAACGACAUGAUCGAUGAUAUACGGUUAGAGCUCAAGGAGGGCCUGGAUGUCUCCACUGCCAAGACCAACCGCUGCUUCAGCUUGUCCUACUCUCCUGAGGAGGACAACGUGCCCAGCUUGGGCAGUCUGAAAGGUUGCCCCUACCCAGACGAGCUGGCGCUUCCCCCACCCACAGUGACGCUGGAUGACUCCCUAGCCUACGACUCGGUCAAGUACACCCUGGUUGUGGAUGAGAACACCCAGCUGGAGUUAGUGAGCCUCAAGCGCUGUACAUCGGUGCUGAGCGAUGACAGCGAGCUGCUCCGUGCCUGUGACGCCACCGACCCGGAGGAUGCCGCGAGUGACUUUGGGGAAGGGCUGGUGGCUCCAGAUGGGCACAGCUCUUCCUCGGAGGACUCCUCUCCAGAGGCCGACCUCCAUUUCUCCAAGAAGUUCCUCAAUGUCUUUGUCAACAGCACCUCCCGUUCCUCCAGCACAGAAUCCUUUGGUCUGUUCUCUUGCAUGGUGAACGGGGAGGAGCGUGAGCAGACUCAUCGAGCUGUCUUCAGGUUCAUCCCUCGCCAUGAAGAUGAGCUGGAGCUUGACGUGGACGACCCGAUCCUGGUAGAGCUGGAGGAGGAUGACUACUGGUACCGGGGCUACAACAUGCGCACAGGGGAGCGUGGCAUCUUCCCCGCCUUCUAUGCCCAUGAGGUGGUGAGCCAGGCCAGGGAAGUGGCAGGCCUGAAGCGGAACCCCUGCUGGGUCGAGCACUUCAGCGUGCAGUUCCUGGGCUCGGUGGAGGUGCCGUACCAUCAAGGCAACGGCAUCUUGUGCGCAGCCAUGCAGAAGAUUGCUACCACGCGGAAGUUGACGGUCCACCUGAGGCCCCCGGCCACUUGUGACCUGGAAAUCAGCCUGCAGGGCAUCAAGCUCAUUCUGACCGUCAAUGAGUACAGUCAGGACGAAGAGUUUGAGCGCUGCAGCCAUUUCUUCCAGAUGAAGAACGUUUCUUUCUGUGGCUGCCACCCACGCAACAGCUGCUAUUUUGGGUUUAUCACCAAGCACCCCAUGCUGAGUCGCUUUGCCUGCCACGUCUUUGUUUCACAGGAGUCCAUGCGGCCGGUGGCCGAAUGCGUUGGCCGCGCCUUUCAGGAAUAUUACCAAGAGCACCUUGAAUUCGCUUGCCCCACAGAAGAUAUUUACCUGGAGUAGGAUGUGAGACAGAGGGAAGGCCCCCGUUUUCCAUGCCCCUCCAGAGAGUCGGGCCCAGGAGCCUGAGCUUUGCCAGGCUGCCGAGCCCAGGAC
Messenger RNA from Candoia aspera, 3852 nucleotides. It is a transcript of the gene MAPK8IP2, whose product is annotated as mitogen-activated protein kinase 8 interacting protein 2. The transcript is spliced from 12 exons. Gene Ontology annotation, cellular component: cytoplasm. Gene Ontology annotation, molecular function: JUN kinase binding; MAP kinase scaffold activity. The coding region runs from base 280 to 3759 and encodes 1159 amino acids. Lineage: Eukaryota; Metazoa; Chordata; Lepidosauria; Squamata; Candoiidae. The record is from RefSeq and is a predicted model, not a curated record. Gene Ontology annotation, biological process: regulation of JNK cascade; JNK cascade.